AUGUCAUUCGAACAUACCGAAUUAUAGCAUAAUAACAUAUUAUAAUAUGAUAAACAAAUUAGAUAGAGUUCGGUUGUUCGGUACAUAAUCAUUAAAUAUACUUAUACCUACUGUUUUAUAUAGCCACAUAAUAAUAAUUAUAAAAACAAUUUCAAAAAAUAGUUAAAGAUACGAAUCGAGGACAAUGACGAAAUGAAAAUAAAAAUUACAUUGCUGUACCCAUAUAAUGCCGGGCUCACACAUUUCGUUUCUGUUUUUAAAAACAAUUUAGAUAGUCUCAUUUGUGUUGGGAAAUGUUGAGUUUAUACUUUGUUUUGUUAUCUUGUCCUGAGAAGAACUAGGCAUAAACUAUAAUAUUCGUUGGUAAUUUUUGUAUGUAUAUAGAUAUUAGUAAUUGAAGCCAAAAAUUGAUUAGGUAUACCUUCGCAAUAAACUCCACAUUUCUACCUUAAAAAAAUCCGAAGACAUUAUGAAGCAAUUAUUAUUGGUUUGGAAAAUAAUAAUAUUAUUUCAAUGCAAACCCAGUAUCUGUAUGAGUGAUGUCAGCCUUAUUUCGAGUUUAAAAUUUGGCGAAUACAAAUUAAUCUUCAAGCAAAUAUUUAAAUGUAAUUCCUCACAAGUAUAUAAAAUACAAUUUAACCAUUACAUUAUUCCUACGGCCAAUUCAACGAAAUUGAAAGGCAAUAUUACAAUGCUAAUCCCAUAUGAUGACACUAUGUCCAUUGAAAUAAACAUGGCUAUGAGAGAUUCGUUUGGGAAUUGGAAAGAUAAUACGAUUAUUCAAAAAUCACCUAACGCUUGUUCGAAGAUCAAGCUGGGGUUUGGGAACAGUUGGAACAAGUACUUGAACAGUUUUGGAAUAAACAACACUGCUUGUCCCAUAUCUCCAGGUAUUUAUACAGGAGAUGGUGUAGACACCUCAAUGUUUAAGAACACCAAUUUUCCUCAAACAUAUUUUUAUGGAACACACAAAAUCCGUCUUUCACAUUCUCGUAAAAAUGAAAUACUCGGCUGUAACGUUUAUGUUUUAGAAAUUAGGCGGCCUUAAUAGUUAUGGUGUUUCCUUCGAGUUGCGUCUUCAUAAUAAUAAUAUAUAGGUGUUUUCGGAUAUGAUUCAACUAUCAUGAAAUAAUUUAGUCGAUCUAUAUUUUUUUUAUUUGAUUCAGAAAUGCAAUAUUGUAAAAUAUCAUACAAAAUAAGAAGCCCAUUUGUUUAACACUUACAUUUUAGCCAAUAACAGAACAUAUCUAAUAAAAUAGGCACAUAUAUAUAUUAUAAUACAGUUGGUAUAUAAAUGUGUUACAUAAUUUUUUUUCUGUCCAUGUAGCAAAAAUAAAAUGUAUUAUUUUAAUGGUUGUCAAUAAUUAAUCUUGCACGAAUAUGUAUUAUAAGUAAACGCAACUUAUGAUAA
Molecule: messenger RNA, 1411 nt
Organism: Myzus persicae (green peach aphid)
Lineage: Eukaryota; Metazoa; Arthropoda; Insecta; Hemiptera; Aphididae
Exons: 4
Coding region: 470-1048 (192 amino acids)
Source: RefSeq, a predicted model, not a curated record